AAAUCUGUUCUAACCAAUCCUUCGUUUGGCUGGAUUGAACUCCAUACCUAUCUUUCACCAUGAACAUCUUCAGGUUGUCAGCCGAUUUCUCUCAUCUCGCAUCUAUUUUCAUUCUUCUGCAGAAGAUGAAGUCAUCGAGUAGCUGCUCGGGGCUAUCAUUUAAAUCUCAGGUUCUAUACCUAAUGGUUUUCAUCACGCGAUAUCUUGACUUGUUUUGGGCCUUUACCGACUCCCUCUACAAUACAACUUUCAAAAUCUUGUUCAUAGGCUCUUCAGCUUAUAUCAUUUAUCUUAUGCUCACCGAGUACAAGCCCACGCAUGAUCCGAACCUCGAUACCUUCAAGGUGCAAUAUCUUCUCUGCUUCAGUGCCCUUUUGGCUUUGUUGUUCCCCCACGACUACACUAUCUCCGAGAUCCUUUGGACGUUUUCCAUAUGGUUGGAAUCCGUCGCCAUUCUUCCGCAGCUUUUCAUGCUCCAGCGCACCGGAGAGGCAGAUACCAUAACGACACACUACCUUUUUGCGCUAGGCCUCUACCGCGCUCUUUACAUCCCCAAUUGGAUCUACCGGUAUUAUGCUGAACGUCACUUUCACAUCAUUCCAGUCAUUGCUGGCAUCGUACAAACACUACUGUAUUCUGAUUUCUUCUAUAUUUACUAUACCAAGGUGAUGAAGGGUAAAAAGUUCUCACUCCCGGUCUAGACUAGGUUCUAGCGUGGUAUGCUUUGACCCACAAACAACAUAGGGCUGCUCGAUUUGCGGAGUUUCAUUUGACUUUACUCUUACAAAGAAACACAUCAUCUAUCAGCAGGGCAAUGUUUGACGCUGUCUUUCCCUUUCAUCUCGAUUGUGCUUUUCCGCAUCGUCUAUCUCCCGAUUUAUCAUGGAAUAUGUAUUUGUCAUUGCCUAAUCUUGGUGGUCAAUCUGUACUGUAGUUGGAAAAUUCUAGACUUCUAUUCUCAGAGGAUGGCACUGUUAUGAAAAUCAUUACAACAAG
Aspergillus brunneoviolaceus CBS 621.78 is the source of this 996-nucleotide messenger RNA. RefSeq names its product ER lumen protein retaining receptor. The transcript has 6 exons. The record is from RefSeq and is a predicted model, not a curated record. Lineage: Eukaryota; Fungi; Ascomycota; Eurotiomycetes; Eurotiales; Aspergillaceae. Gene Ontology annotation, cellular component: membrane; cis-Golgi network; endoplasmic reticulum. Bases 60 to 701 code for a protein of 213 amino acids. Gene Ontology annotation, biological process: endoplasmic reticulum to Golgi vesicle-mediated transport; protein retention in ER lumen. Gene Ontology annotation, molecular function: ER lumen protein retrieval receptor activity.